AGAGUUUGCAAUGUCGUCAGAACCACCCAAGCGCUCCCUAGAUCUAUUCAGAUGUCAAACCUCUAUACUGAGCUCCAGACAGGGUUGCUUACAUGAGGUCGUGUAUCCGGCCAACGAGCCCUUGAAGCCCCUAACUCCAAUUGUGAAAAUGGCGAAAACUUACCCUUUUACGCUGGAUCAUUUUCAACGUCAAGCCAUUUUGUGUAUAGAUAACGGGCAAUCUGUUAUUGUUUCUGCACACACAUCUGCUGGCAAAACGGCUGUCGCCGAGUACGCAGUUGCUCGGAGUUUGAGGGAGCGCCAACGGGUCAUCUACACAACGCCUAUUAAGGCUCUGAGUAAUCAGAAAUUUCGAGAGUUUAACGCGGAAUUCAAGGAUGUCGGACUGAUGACCGGAGACAACACAACCAAACCGGAAUCAGCCGUGUUAAUUAUGACAACCGAGGUUUUGCGCUCAAUGCUUUAUCGGGGAUUGGAUUUUACUCGAGAAGUCGGCUGGGUAGUAUUUGAUGAAAUCCACUAUCUCCGUGAUAAAGAACGUGGCGUGGUAUGGGAGGAGACCAUUAUACUUCUCCCGCACACUGUUGGUUUGGUUUUUCUCAGUGCCACGAUCCCGAAUGCACGGCAAUUCGCUGAAUGGAUUGUCUACUUACGUAAUCGUCCCUGUCACGUAGUCUACACGGACUGUCGACCAGUACCGCUUCAACAGUAUGUAUUUCCGUGCGGCGGAGAUAAGAUCCACUUCGUAGUCAACCAGCAACGAGAAUUCCUUGAGUCAAACUUUCACGCCGCGUUGGCGGUUCUUCAGAAGGCUGCGGGUGAGACGCGAAGAGUUUCAAGUAUUCUCGGACGGAAAAUAGGAACAAUGCGUACACAAUCCGACUGUGCCAAAUUGGUCAACCUCGUGAUGGAACGGAACCUGGGACCGGUCAUUGUUUUCUUGUUCAGCAUAAAGGACUGCGAAUUCCUUGGUACGCAAUUGAAUAAGAUGAAUUACAACACUGAUACCGAAAAAGCCGAAGUUGACCAGAUUUUCAAUGAUGCUAUUGAUGUUCUGUCUGCGGAAGACAAACGUCUACCUCAGGUGCAAACGCUGCUGUCCGUACUGCGUCGUGGUAUUGGAAUACAUCACGGGGAUUUGAUCCCAAUUCUUAAAGAGAUAGUGGAAAUUUUAUUUACCAAAGGUCUGAUUAAGGUCCUAUAUGCCACUGAAACAUUUGCCAUGGGUUUGAACAUGCCUGCUCGGACAGUGCUAUUUGGCGGCACUCAGAAAUUCGAUAUACGCAAAUACCGCCUUGUCACGUCGGCGGAAUACAUUCAGAUGUCUGGACGUGCCGGUCGUCGUGGUAAGGACGAUCUGGGCACAGUAAUUCUUAUGUUGAACAACGAAAUCUCCGCAGCCGAGGCCAGACUACUUCUUCUAGGUGAACCGGAUCGUUUGGACUCUGCCUUCUACCUGACCAACAGUAUGAUUCUCAGUUUGCAGAAUGUGAAAGGCAUCACUCCCGAAUUGAUGCUAGAAAAGAGCUUCUAUCACUUCCAAAACAGGUCCACAGAACAAUAUGUGAGAGAAUUGGAGUUCAAACUGCAGACUCUAAGAUUUCCCACAGAUGUGGAUAUGAAACAACUUGAAUCCUAUGUCAAAUUGAAAGAUGCUCUGGCUUCAGCCAACCGCGAUGGACGAGCGUUGACAACCGAAUCGGAAUCUGUGAUUCCGUUUUCGCAGCCUGAUCGGGUUGUGCAGUGUCCUACUUUCAAUUGGUCCGUUAAUCUCUCUACAGAUGUGAGAGAAUUGGAGUUCAAACUGCAGACUCUAAGAUUUCCCACAGAUGUGGAUAUGAAACAACUUGAAUCCUAUGUCAAAUUGAAAGAAGCUCUGGCUUCAGCCAACCGCGGUGGACGAGCGUUGACAACCGAAUCGGAAUCUGUGAUUCCGUUUUCGCAGCCUAAUCGGGUUGUGCAGGCGGUGCAUGCAUUGGAAUCGCAAGUUUCGCUCAAUCCACUCGCCUGCAGACCAGACAUUGACCAGCUAGUUGAUAUUUCCACUCAGCGGCCACUGAUCGAAGGUGAGUUGAGGAGAACCAAGGAUGUCUUGGAUAAAAAGAACGCCAUCUUCCAUGAGCUUAAGGAGCGUAAACGUUUCCUCCGACAACUGGGCUUCUGUUCUGAAACGGACGAACUCACUUUCAAGGGACGUGUCGCUUGCGAAAUCUCUUCAGGAGACGAGUUGAUACUAACCGAGCUAUUGCUCGAUAACUUUUUCUCCCCAUUGACUCCGGUACAGCUGGCUGGUGUGAUGUCUUGUUUCGUGGCGAAGAAACCCGUUGGAAAACACCAACACACACAAUUACGCCCCGACAUGGCGCAGGCUCUGGAAACCAUAAAAGCAAAAGCACGUUCCCUUGCUCGGGUUGCAAUCGAGUGUGGAAUCUGCUAUUCUCGUGGAUCGUCAGACCCUAUUAACGAGAAGUCCGAUGACAUAGCCAAUUUGGCCGCACAGCUCAACAAUUGGAUGCGUUUAGUAGCCGAUGAGCAGGCUUGUGUUGACCAAUUUUCUGGCCACCUCAUGGAAGUCGUACGUGCCUGGGCCGAGGGAGUGUGUUUUGCCCGACUACGUGAAUUUGCACCACUAUCCGAUGGCAUUAUUAUUCGGUGUCUGAGAAAACUGAGCGGACUUCUCCGACAGAUGCACAAUGCGGCAAAAGUUGCCGGACGUACAGAAUUAGGAAACAAGUUUUUGGAGGGCCCAGCACUUAGGGCUGAUGAUUCCGUUCGUCUUGCAUCGGUUUUGCGUACAUCUGCUCGUCACAUGGCACCGACGUCUUCAGGUACCUUCAUAUCAAUCCUCAAGCCUCGACACCAUGUCUAUCUGGCCGCGUUCAAUGUCCGCACUCUGAAGCAAGCAGGACAACAAGCUGCUCUUGCACUCACACUGGACUCGCUUGGCAUUGAUGUUUGCUGUGUUUCAGAAACGAGAAUUCAAGAUGCAAGCACAGUGAUUCAGUUAACCGCCCGUCAGUCUCCACUCGCUUCCAGCUGCGCACCUCUGGUGAUCCAGAGGCUGCUGCGGCGGGAUGGGCCGGG
Opisthorchis viverrini is the source of this 3084-nucleotide messenger RNA. RefSeq lists its product as hypothetical. Lineage: Eukaryota; Metazoa; Platyhelminthes; Trematoda; Opisthorchiida; Opisthorchiidae. The annotation marks the transcript as partial. Gene Ontology annotation, molecular function: ATP binding; RNA helicase activity; RNA binding. The record is from RefSeq and is a predicted model, not a curated record. The transcript is spliced from 14 exons. Gene Ontology annotation, biological process: maturation of 5.8S rRNA; RNA catabolic process. Gene Ontology annotation, cellular component: nucleus.